Messenger RNA from Elephantulus edwardii (Cape elephant shrew), 3165 nucleotides. It is a transcript of the gene TSHZ2, whose product is annotated as teashirt zinc finger homeobox 2. The record is from RefSeq and is a predicted model, not a curated record. Gene Ontology annotation, cellular component: nucleus. The transcript has a single exon. The coding region runs from base 1 to 3165 and encodes 1054 amino acids. Gene Ontology annotation, biological process: regulation of transcription by RNA polymerase II. Lineage: Eukaryota; Metazoa; Chordata; Mammalia; Macroscelidea; Macroscelididae. Gene Ontology annotation, molecular function: DNA binding; DNA-binding transcription factor activity, RNA polymerase II-specific.
AUGAAAUUGCUAUGCAGUUUGGUAUGGGAAGCACUUAGUGUAAGUGGGGAAAUUGAAACGGAGCGUGCGACCUGCUGUCAUGAUCUCAUCUCUUCUUCUCUUACAGGCUAUGCCCAUGAUGAACAGCUGAAGGAAGAGGAGGAAAUAAAGGAGGAGGAAGAGGAGGAGGAAGAGAGUGGAUCUGUAGCUCAACUUCAGGGCAGCAACGAGCCAGGGACGGACGAGGAGCUAGAUACAGGCCCCGAGCAGAAGGGCUGCUUCAGUUUCCAGAACUCUCCGGGAAGUCAUUUGUCCACCCAGGACGCUGAAAACGAGUCCCUGCUGAGCGAUGCCAGCGACCAGGUGUCGGAGGCUAAGAGCGCCUGCGGCCGAGAUGCCUCGGAUAAGAAAGCCAGCACCCACUCCAAACCACCGAAGGAAGCGCACAACUGCAUGGACAAGAUGACGGCCGUCUAUGCCAACAUCCUGUCUGACUCCUACUGGUCGAGCCUGGGCCUCGGCUUCAAGCUGUCCGGCAGCGACAGGCGGAAUUGUGACACGCGCAAUGGCAACAAGGGCGACUUUGAUUGGCACCAGGAUGCCCUGUCCAAAAGCCUGCAGCAGAACCUGCCCUCCCGCUCGGUGGCCAAGCCCAGCCUGUUCAGCUCGGUGCAGCUGUACCGUCAGAGCAGUAAGAUGUGCGGCUCCGUGUUCACCGGGGCCAGCAGGUUCCGCUGCCGCCAGUGCAGCGCGGCCUACGACACUCUGGUCGAACUGACCGUGCACAUGAACGAGACCGGCCACUACCAGGACGACAACCGCAAGAAGGAUAAGCUCAGGCCCACGAGCUACUCCAAGCCCCGCAAGCGCGCUUUCCAGGACAUGGACAAGGAGGACGCGCAGAAGGUCCUGAAGUGCAUGUUCUGUGGCGACUCCUUCGACUCCCUGCAAGACCUGAGCGUCCACAUGAUCAAAACAAAACAUUACCAAAAAGUGCCUUUGAAGGAGCCGGUGCCGACCCUCUCCUCCAAGAUGGUGACUCCGGCCAAGAAGCGUGUUUUUGAUGUCAACCGGCCGUGUUCGCCCGACUCCACCACGGGCUCCUUCUCAGACUCCUUCUCCUCCCCCAAGAGCGCCGGCCUACAGCUGUCCGCCAACAACCGCUACGGCUACCAGAACGGCGCCAGCUACACCUGGCAGUUCGAGGCGUGCAAGUCCCAGAUCCUGAAGUGCAUGGAGUGUGGCAGCUCCCACGACACCCUGCAGCAGCUCACCACACACAUGAUGGUCACGGGCCACUUCCUGAAGGUCACCAGCUCGGCCUCCAAGAAGGGGAAGCAGCUGGUGCUGGACCCGCUGGCGGUGGAGAAGAUGCAGUCGUUGUGUGAUGCUCCCAACAGCGACUCCAUGGCUCCUAAGCCAUCAAGUAACUCCGCUUCUGACUGCUCGGCCUCGUCCACCGAGCUAAAGAAAGACGGCGACAAGGAGAAGGCGGAGGAGGCCAGCAAGGACAAGAAGGUGGGGAGGAGCGAGGAGUACGAAGACCAGCUGCAGAAGCCCUUGGACCCCACGAUGAAAUAUCAGUAUCUGAGGGAGGAGGAUUUGGAGGACGGCUCUAAGGGCGGAGGGGACAUUUUGAAGUCACUGGAAAAUACCGUCACCACGGCCAUCAACAAAGCCCAGAACGGGGCUCCCAGCUGGAGCGCGUACCCCAGCAUCCACGCUGCCUACCAGCUGUCAGAGGGCACCAAGCCCGCGUUACCUCUGGGCUCCCAGGUCCUGCAGAUUCGCCCCAACCUCGCCAACAAGUUACGGCCCAUCGCCCCGAAGUGGAAAGUCAUGCCCCUUGUGUCUGUGCCCGCGAACCUGGCCCCGUACACACAAGUGAAGAAGGAGUCGGAAGACAAAGAUGAGGUCUUGAAGGAAUGUGGGAAGGAGAGUCCCCACCAAGAAGCUUUCAGCCACAGUGAAGGGGAGUCUGGCAUCAAAAUCGAGCCCCCUUCAGAAUCCAGGAAGGCUGAGCCUUGUCCCCCGAAGGAGGAAAGCAAGCUGGUGAAAGACGGUGACGGCAAGGAGAAGGUGCAGCGCUUGGAGUCCCCGGCUCUUAGCAACGGCUGUGUGCUCACCAGCCACACUGCGGCCCUGCCCUGCAUCAAUCCACUCAGCGCCCUGCAGUCCGUCUUGAACAAUCACCUGGGCAAAGCCACCGAGCCCUUGCGCACUCCUUCCUCCUCCAGCCCCAGCCCCAGCACGAUGUCCAUGUUCCACAAAGCCAGUGUCAACGUCAUGGACAAGCCGGUGCUGAGCCCAGCCUCCACACGGCCAGCCAGUGUAUCCAGGCGUUACCUGUUUGAGAACAACGACCAGCCCAUCGACCUCACCAAGUCCAAAACCAAGAAGCCAGAGUCCUCCUCGCAAGCACAAUCUUGUACCUCCCCGCCUCAGAAGCACGCCCUGUCUGACAUCGCUGACAUGGUCAAAGUCCUCCCGAAAGCCACCACCCCGAAGCCGGCCGCCUCCUCCAGGGUCCCUCCCGUGAAGCUGGAAAUGGACGUCAGGCGCUUCGAGGACGUCUCCAGCGAGGUCUCGACUUUGCAUAAAAGGAAAGGCCGGCAGUCCAACUGGAACCCUCAGCAUCUCCUGAUUCUGCAAGCUCAGUUCGCCUCCAGCCUCUUCCAGACGUCCGAGGGCAAGUAUCUGCUGUCUGACCUGGGUCCCCAGGAACGUAUGCAAAUCUCAAAGUUCACAGGACUGUCCAUGACCACCAUCAGCCACUGGCUGGCCAACGUCAAGUACCAACUGAGGAAAACGGGUGGGACCAAAUUUCUGAAAAACAUGGACAAAGGACACCCUGUCUUUUACUGUGGUGACUGUGCCUCCCAGUUUAGAACCCCUUCGACUUACAUCAGUCACUUAGAAUCGCACCUCGGCUUCCAAAUGAAGGACAUGAACCGCAUGGCAGUGGACCAGCAAAGCAAGGGGGAGCAGGAAAUCUCCCGGGUAUCGUCGGCUCAGAGGUCUCCGGAAGCAAUAGCUGGCGAAGAGGACAUAGACUCUAAAUUCAAGUGUAAGUUGUGCUGUCGGACAUUUGUGAGCAAACACGCAGUCAAACUCCACCUAAGCAAAACUCACAGCAAGUCACCCGAACACCACUCACAGUUUGUAACAGACGUGGAUGAAGAAUAG